AUGCGCGUCGUCAUAGGGGACGAAACCGGGUUGCUCAAGUCCAUUGAGCUCGAGAAGAGCGAGCAGUACAUUGUCUCCACCCGAGAGCAGCCACAAGCUCGUGCUCGAGGCAUUCAGCGUCUCUGCUGGUCCGCAAACGAGCAACAAGCCGUAACCGAGCAGCAGAACGUGGUGCUGGCUCGAGCCAACGGGUGGGUGGAGAGCUACGAGGCGUCACAUGGCGCGAUUCUGAACGUAUCGAGAGAGCCAGAGUGGUCCUGGCCCAUGCAGGAUAAGGAACAGGAUAAGACGCGGUGUGUAGGAGUAGAGGUGAUACGUACGUGUGGGUCCGUGGUCCAGUGCUCGGAUACUGGCGACGUGGUAGUGCGGCGGAUGUUGCAGGAUACGACACAGGCUGCUGCUGAACGGACACAGUUUAGCGUGGGUAAGGCGUUGAACGUCAUGCGACUGGAGCCUGCUUUGCAGACGGUCAUUGGCGUGGGCGGCAAGGAGCACGACUUGAAUCUGUGGUCGCUCGAGACGCAGCAAGUUUUGUUCAAAGCUAAGAACGUGAGCCACAACAAGCUCGACAUGAGGGUGCCAGUGUGGGUGAAAGAUCUGAGGUUCUUGUCGACACCUGGUUCGAGUAAUGGAUACCGCGUGGUGGUCGGCUCGGGCUACCAAUGUGUCAGGAUCUACGACUCGAACACGAAGAGGCGACCAGUGCAGCAGCUGGAAAAGUUUGGCGAGCACCCGAUCCAGUCGCUGUGUGUGUCGCCGGACGAGACGCGGAUUUACGUAGGUGACACGGCAGGAAACUUGGAUAUCUUGGACGUGCGGACACUGAAGCACAUGGGACGAUGCACGGGUCCAAUCGGCUCCAUUCGAGACAUAUCGUGCCACCCGACGCUGCCGUACAUUGCGGCGGUAGGACUCGAUCGCAUGGUGCACGUGUUUGAUGUCAAUACGCGAAAACGCCGCCACGUGAUCUAUGCCAAGCAGCGUCUGAACUGUGUCUUGUUCUGUGCGGAUGGCUUGAAAGAUAUGCCAGCUGCUGCUGAUGAACCUGCACGAAAGAAGCAGAAGGCAGACGAAGAAGACAUGGAUUUUGAUGAAGACGACGAGGACGACGAGGAAGAGGAAGCUUACGAAGGUCUGGAAAUCAGCGAAGAGGAAGACGGUGACGAGAGUAGUGACAACAGUGAAGACGACGACGAGGGGCCGGAAGGUGAUAGUGAUUGA
This is a messenger RNA of Peronospora matthiolae, 1221 nucleotides long. NCBI's taxonomy places the organism in Eukaryota, Oomycota, Peronosporomycetes, Peronosporales, Peronosporaceae. The record is from the annotation of a GenBank genome assembly.